Messenger RNA from Erigeron canadensis, 3634 nucleotides. RefSeq names its product protein NLP9-like. Bases 479 to 3256 code for a protein of 925 amino acids. Gene Ontology annotation, molecular function: DNA-binding transcription factor activity; protein binding. The transcript is spliced from 6 exons. Lineage: Eukaryota; Viridiplantae; Streptophyta; Magnoliopsida; Asterales; Asteraceae. The record is from RefSeq and is a predicted model, not a curated record.
UUGAAUUCUCAUUUCAUUUCUAAGGCUGCCAUCCUCCUUCUAAUCAAAUCCAUCCCCAAAUCUUGUUUUUGUAGUAGUAGUAGCAGUCAGUCUGUUUGGCUCGGCUCGGCCCGCAUAGUUUCGAGGUCUUUCUUUUUGUCAACUUCCUUUUUUAUUAGGUCGGUCGGUAUUUUUAAUUUUUCAAUUUUAGGGUUCUUUUUCUUCCUUGCAUCAAUUUCCCCAUUUAUAUCUUCUUCUCACUCAUUGGCUCUAGUAUUAGGCCAUUCUUGUAUCUUUCAGCCAAUUUAUCUCCUUUAUAAUUUCAUUUAUUCAUAUAUAAAUAUUAAUCCACUACCCACAUCAUCAAAUCAUCUAAUUUCAAGAUUCUAUUUUUAUUCAUUUCAACCUCCCUCUUUACUUCAUGAUUCCAUCUCAGGUGGGGUAUAAGUUUUGUCAUAUUGGGGACUUGGGAUUUUGUUGAUUGAAAAGUUUACGGAAAAUGGAAUACAAUUCGCCCUCGAAAGAUAGGUCCAACGGUUUGUGGGCAUCACCGAGAAGUCAAAUGGAUAAUCCGAUGACUAUGGAUGAUCCGUUUAAUAGUUUUUCCGAGCUUAUGAACUUUGAUACUUAUGCUGGAUGGUGUACUAGUCCUUCUGCAGCUGAUCAGAUGUUGGCUUCUUUCGCUUUGUCAGCUGGUUAUACGUCUUAUGAUUUAGGUAGCUUUUCGGAGCAAGUUAAGAAUGGGUUUGCUCCGAUUGAUAGGGAAUCCGUGCAGAAUCCUGUUAAUGCCGUUGGAGAGUUCGGCUUGGCUGCUGACGAGGGAAAUGAUAAUCAAGGGGAUGCGUAUGUUAUGGUGCAGAGGUCGCCGCAAUUGCACUCGCUUGCUGAAAAGAUGUUGAAAGCGUUGUCUUUGUUUAAAGAUUCGUCUGGAGCGGGAAUUUUGGCUCAAGUUUGGGUUCCGAUUAAGGAAGGUGAUAGGUAUGUAUUAAGCACUUAUGAGCAGCCGUACUUGCUUGACCAGGUGUUAUCUGGAUAUCGUGAAGUUUCUAGAGGAUUCACGUUUUCUGCUGAUGUGAAACCUGGUCAUUUUCCUGGGCUUCCAGGUCGGGUUUUCACCUCAAAAGUUCCAGAAUGGACUUCAAAUGUGGCCCACUAUAAUAAAGGUGAAUACUUGCGCAUAGAUCAUGCGCUUAGCCAUGAAGUUCGUGGGUCAAUUGCUCUACCUAUUUUUGAUGAUGACUCCAUCGAGAAAUCUUGUUGUGCGGUACUCGAACUUGUCACAAUGAAAGAGAAGCCUGAUUUCAGUGCAGAGAUGGAUCAUGUUUGCCGUGCUCUUGAGACUGUGAACCUGAAAAGCGUUGCACCUCCCCGACUUCAUAAGCAGUGCCUUUCAAAAAAUCAAAUGGCUGCUUUAGCUGAAAUAACGGAUGUUCUUCGAGCUGUAUGUCAUGCACAUAGAUUGCCUGUUGCUCUGACAUGGAUACCAUGUAGUUACAAUGAAAAAGUUCGUGAUGAAAUAAUAAAAGUACGUGUGGGAGGGUGUAAUAUCAAUUCAGCUGAGAAAAAUAUACUAUGUAUCGAGGCUGAUGCUUGUUAUGUCAAUGAUCGAGAUAUGCAAGGUUUUGUGCAAGCUUGUAGUGAGCAUCACCUUGAGGAAGGACAGGGUAUUUCUGGAAAAGCACUGCAGUCAAACCAUCCUUUUUUUCUACCUGAUGUAAAGGAGUACCAUAUAAGUGAGUACCCACUUGUCCAACAUGCUCGUAAAUAUGGUCUAAAUGCUGCUGUGGCAAUUAGGUUGAGGAGUACCUAUACUGGUGACGAUGAUUAUAUAUUGGAGUUUUUUCUUCCGGUUAACAUGAAAGGUUCUACAGAGCAGCAACUCUUGUUGAACAACUUAUCCAGUACAAUGCAGAGAAUCUGUAGGAGUUUGAGGACAGUUUCUGAUGCAGAACUAUCUGGCAUAGGGGGAGCAGAUGUUGAACUCCAGAGAGGUUUGGAUGAAACCAAGCCACCAUUGUUAUUAUCAAGGAGCUCCUCUGAGCAGAAACACAUGGCAAGAGGUUCAACUCCUGCUGAUCAGGUUUCUGUAAAUGCAACCAACCCAACUGAUGGUAGGACAAGUCCACGUCCAACUGACCAGACGGUUGGUGGAUCAAAGAGACAAUCUGAGAAAAAGCGUAGUACUGCAGAGAAGAAUGUUAGCUUAAGUGUUCUACAACAAUACUUUUCUGGGAGCCUUAAGGAUGCUGCCAAAGCCAUUGGAGUUUGUCCUACUACACUAAAAAGGAUAUGCAGACAACAUGGUAUCUCAAGAUGGCCGUCACGGAAGAUAAACAAGGUAAAUCGUUCUUUAAUGAAGAUACAGACAGUUCUCGACUCUGUACAGGGUGUAGAAGGAGGUUUGAAGUUUGACCCGACAACAGGUGGUCUUGUAGCAGCAAAUGCUAUCAUCCAAGAUCCUGAUUCACAAAAAAGCUUAAUGCUUUCUAAUAAUAGCCCUGAAGUUGCAUCACCGCAUUCCCUGCCGUCAUCAUGUUUUAAUGCCGAAAAUCCUAUUGUAAAACUAGAGGAUGAAUGUUAUAUGGGGAUGGACAAACAAAGAUCAUCUAAGAGCCUCCCGAUUACAACUUCUGUGGGUGAAUACUGCAGUGAUACUUUAAAAAUGGCUGCAGUAGACAUUCCUUGGACGUGCAAAUGGAGUCCAAAUGAUGCUCAAAUGAAAGGAGAAGUGCCAAACCACCGCUUCUUGUCUCAAAGCUUGAGUUCCUUGGCUGCUAGUUAUGACAUGGAUACAACAAUGAAUGAAAAUAAUGCCGGUGAUGAUCAUGAUAAUGAUCAUAACCAGUCUUCUUCUUCCGGCAUGACAGACUCAUCGAAUGGCUCUAUGAUUAAUGGAAGUUCAUCUAGCUCUCCAAGCUUUGGUGGUCUUAGAAACCCAAAAACAGAAACGUUAUUUGGGGACGAAGGAUCCAAAAUUACUGUAAAGGCGACAUAUAAAGAAGAUACGGUCAGGUUUAAGUUUGAGCCUUCUUCUGGUUGGUUCCAGCUUUAUGAAGAAGUUGCAAAAAGAUUUAAGAUACAAACAGGAACAUUCCAGCUCAAGUACAGGGACGAUGAAGAAGAAUGGGUGCUGCUGGUGUGUGAAUCCGAUUGGAAUGAGUGUCUUGAGAUUUUGGAUUUUCUUGGCACCCGUACUGUGAAAUUUUUAGUUCGUGAUGCUACUUUUGCUAUGGGAAGCUCGGGUAGUAGCAAUUGUUUCUUAAUGGGAGGUUCCUAGCACUCUACUGGGGGAUGUCCUUGGAAUAGUCAAAUGACACGUAUGAGGCAGGAUACAUCCGAGGUAGGGGUGGGUAAACCCGUCUUCGUUUUCUGCUAGAUUUCAAUAAAGUGGUUAUUCUCAUGUAUGUGCUUCCUGUUUGAAAAAAGGGACUUGAAGUUUUUCAGUAUCAAGGAGCGGGGAAGCUUAAGCUUAGUUGGAAUUUGAAUAAUCAAUGUAUAAUGUUCAUACUGUUACAUGUAUAGGUACGGCGAAGAUAGGAGUAGUCAGUUGUUUAAUUUGAUAGUAUUUUGGAAGAUGUUUUUAUGUUGACUAAUUUGUAUAAGCAAAUGGUCAGAAGAAAUAUAUGGUAUCAUAAUAUUUGCUUUUAUGGUUAAA